This is a messenger RNA of Helianthus annuus (common sunflower), 1688 nucleotides long. Its product is annotated as probable mitochondrial saccharopine dehydrogenase-like oxidoreductase At5g39410. Gene Ontology annotation, biological process: glycolipid biosynthetic process. The record is from RefSeq and is a predicted model, not a curated record. Bases 63 to 1415 code for a protein of 450 amino acids. NCBI's taxonomy places the organism in Eukaryota, Viridiplantae, Streptophyta, Magnoliopsida, Asterales, Asteraceae. Gene Ontology annotation, cellular component: plasma membrane; mitochondrion; lipid droplet. The transcript is spliced from 3 exons.
CUUUUCUAAUAAAAAACUCUUCCAUUUUCAAGCGAACCAACCACAAUGUUCCAUCAAGUAACAUGAAACAUGAUCUAACUAAACCUACAUACGACGUCGUAAUCUUUGGAGCAUCAGGUUUCACCGGCAAAUAUGUAGUGAAAGAAGCUCUUAAAUUCCUCAACUCCUCCCCAAACUCACCUCUCAAAACCCUAGCCCUAGCCGGUCGGAAUCACUCUAAGCUUUCCGAAGCCCUAGCAUGGGCCACUCCGUCGCAGCAUACUACUACCAUCCCUUUCCUCUUGGCCGAUACAAAUGAUCCACCGUCCCUUCGCCGCAUGGUUUCUCAAGCCAAGCUCAUCUUGAACUGUGCGGGUCCUUUUCGCCAUCACGGUGGUCCGGUGGUGGAUGCUUGUGUUGAGGCUGGCUGUGAUUACUUGGAUAUUUGUGGUGAGUCGGAGUUUAUGGAGAGAAUGGAGGCGCUUUACCACCAACGGGCAGUGGAGAAUGGUAGUUUGGUAAUAUCGGCAUGUGGAAUUGAUUCAAUUCCCGCGGAGUUAGGGUUUUUAUUUAAUUCGAAGCAAUGGGUUUCGCCCGCUGUGGUGAGUCAGGUUGAAGCGUAUAUGAGUCUUGAAUCGGAUGUGAGGGUUGUGGCGAAUUCUGCAACGUAUGAGUCGGCCGUGUUGGGGGUUGCUGAGGCAGACAAGUUAAGGGAGUUACGACGGUCUAGAGGAAAAACGAUUCGACCUCUUAUUGUGGGUCCUGCUCCGACCAAAGCACCGAUAAUAGAACACCAAAAGAAGAUCGGAGUUUGGGCAGUCAAACUCCCAUCAGUUGACACUUCCGUAGUUAGAAGAACACUUGCAACGCUAGCUCACAACCCUACUGGUCUUCAAGGGAUCAACGAGACACCACAACAACUACAAAACAGGCUUGACUUCUGGUCAACCAUCAAACCUGCUCAUUUUGGGAUGAAAAUAGCAUCAAAACACCUCUCCGACAUCUUUGGAUUCAUAACAGUCGGCUUCUUCAUUGGGACUUUGAGUAAAUUUUCACUAGGAAGGUGGCUUUUAUUGAAAUUUCCCGAGGUUUUUAGUCUCGGCUGGUUUAGGAAAGGCGGUCCAACUGAGGAGGAAAUCGCGGCUUCUUCCUUUAAAAUGUGGUUUGUCGGGCGUGGUUUUAGUCGUCGUAUCGAUCGUGAAGAUGUGAAACCUGAUGUGGAAAUAAUAACUAGGUUGAAAGGACCCGAAUUCGGCUAUGUGUCCACUUCAAUAAUACUGAUUCAGUGCGCUCUUAUCGUUUUAAAACAGCGCAAGGAUCUUCCGAAAGGAGGUAUCUAUACUCCCGGGAUCGUUUUUGGCCCGACCGAUCUUCAAGAGCGAUUACAAGAGAACGGGAUUUCUUUUGAAACUGUUUCGAAAAAUGUUGUAAAAUGAAAUGGGAGGGAGGAUCCUCUACUCUUACAUAAUAAGGGGAGGAGGGGCGGUUCACUAGUGAUAGAUUCUAUCACUCCCAUUGUCCAAUAAAAUCAUGCCAUGUCAUCAACCAAAUUUCUAUCACUAGUGAUAGAAAUGUAGGAGGGGUGGUCACCAUGGUAAUUUUAUCAAAUACAUAUUCAAGUGAAUGUACACGUGUUAUCCAAAUACAUGAUCCAAAUACAUGCAAGCCUUAUCCAAAUACAUGCAGAUCAGAGCCUUAUCCAAUCAACU